Branchiostoma floridae (Florida lancelet) is the source of this 4885-nucleotide messenger RNA. RefSeq names its product polypeptide N-acetylgalactosaminyltransferase 10-like. Gene Ontology annotation, cellular component: Golgi apparatus. The transcript is spliced from 12 exons. Lineage: Eukaryota; Metazoa; Chordata; Leptocardii; Amphioxiformes; Branchiostomatidae. The coding region runs from base 184 to 1998 and encodes 604 amino acids. The record is from RefSeq and is a predicted model, not a curated record.
GUGACCUCUAACCCCUGCAGGUGUGCCAACAUGGCGUCUGGAAGAACUUGGAAAACACUGAAAAAUUUCUGCACGACUUUUAGCGAGUUUUUCCCGAGAUAGCCUCUUCAAAAACAGAGCGGCAUCAAAGCUACAGUUUUCCAGCGCUGUCCGGGAUAAAUUCUGAGAGAAAGUGGAGCUAAAAUGAGGAGAACAACGCGGAAAUUUCUGACUUACGUGAUAGGAGUCGGGUUGUUCGUGUUGGUAGUCACACAAUUCGUCCGGUACCGGCAAGAAAGAGUUGCUGCUUCGCGCCGAAAACACAGAGAAUCUAUGCUCCAUCAGGAGGAGAAGAAACUGUUCCCUAAACACCAAAAAGGUCUGGAGCUGGCAGAAAACCUGGACAGGAUAGACUGGCACGACCAUGCUGUCAUCAAACGGGACCAGCAAAGAACGGGUCCGGGUGAACAGGGCAAACCUGCUGACCUGACAGCUGAGGAGAGAGGUCCACACGCCUACGAGGAAUGUGGCUUCAACAUCAAGGCCAGUAACAAGAUCUCAUUGGACAGGGCUAUACCAGACAUCAGGCAUCCAAACUGUGCAUCUAAGAAGUACGUAAGAGACCUGCCGGAUGUAAGCUUGGUGAUCCCGUUCCACAACGAGGGCUGGACAACACUGCUGCGUACGGUCCACAGCGUGCUGAACCGCUCGCCAGAACAACUCAUCCACGAGAUCAUUCUGGUGGACGACUUCAGUGACAGGAGCCACCUUGGGAAGGACUUAGAAGACUAUGUGGCAAAGCUGAGCCCCAAGGUCAGAGUGGUCCGCACCAAGCAGCGGGAGGGGCUGAUUCGCACACGGUUGCUAGGCGCCCAGGUCGCCAAGGGACAGGUCCUCAUUUUCCUGGACUCUCACUGUGAGGCCAACGUCAACUGGCUGCCACCGCUGCUAGAACCCAUUGCCCUGAACAAGAAGACGAUCGUUUGUCCAAACAUCGACGUCAUCGACAAGGAUGACUUCCACUACGAGACCCAGGCGGGGGACGCCAUGCGUGGUGCAUUUGACUGGGAGAUGUACUACAAGAGGAUUCCUAUCCCUGAUGAAAUCAAGAACCCAGAUCCAAGCGACCCAUUCGAGUCACCUGUUAUGGCAGGGGGGUUGUUUGCCGUGGACAGGGAGUACUUUGAGGAACUAGGGGGGUAUGACCCUGGACUGGACAUUUGGGGAGGGGAACAGUACGAACUGUCGUUUAAGGUGUGGCAGUGUGGUGGGAGGAUGGUGGAUGCCCCAUGCUCCAGAGUAGGGCAUGUCUACAGGAAGUUUGUACCCUACAAAGUGCCGGCUGGAGUCAACCUGGGAAAGAACUUGAAGAGGGUUGCGGAGGUUUGGAUGGAUGAAUACAAGGAGCACCUGUACAAACGGAGGCCGCACCUGCGACAGACCAACAUGGGAGACAUCUCUGGCCAGCUGCAGCUGCGGGAGAGGUUAAAGUGUAAACCCUUCAAGUGGUUCAUGAAGGUGGUGGCACCUGACAUCAUCCUACACUAUCCACCUGUGGAACCUGAACCUGCUGCAUCCGGAGAGAUUCGGAACAAGGCCUCAAAUUUGUGCAUUGACAGUAAGCAUGGCGGAGGGCAGGCUGAGGUGCGACUAGACCAGUGUGUGAAGGGUGGCGGAAUUAUGAACGGAGAACAGAAUUUCCACAUGAGCUGGCACAACGACAUCCGUCCCAAGGGGCGCACGUUCUGUUUCGAUGCCCAGAUGAAGGGAGGGACACUCAUCCUGUUCGCCUGUCAUCAGAUGUUGGGAAACCAGCACUGGCUGUACUAUGAGGAGAAACAGCAGCUGCUCCAUAAGGUGACAGGCAGCUGUCUGGAGGGGAACAGUGACAGCAAGAGCCUGUUCCUGAGCGAGUGUAACCACAAGAACCCCAUGCAGCAGUGGUCCUGGGAGAAAACCAACUCUACCUACCUCCACAUGAUGAACACUGGCAAGUGUAUCAACACACCUGAGUGUUGAAAACAUGUGUUAAACAUAUGUAUUUAGACACCUAAGUGUUAACUACAAUUGUGUCAACACACCUGAACAUUAAACACAUGUGUCAAAACACCUGAGUGUUAACCACAUGUGUCAAGACACCCAAGUGUUGCAAACAUGUGUUAAGUUACACAUUUGAGCACUAAAAACAUGUGUGUUAAACAUGUGUUGAAACACCUACAUUUGAGCGUUAACCACAUUUGUCAACUCACCUGAGUGUUAAACACAUGUGUUAAAACACCAGAGUGUUAAACACAUGUAUUAACACACCUGGGUAUUAAACAAUUUUUUUUUUUGUUAAAGACACCUUUUAGUGUUAAGCAUAUGUGUUGAGACACCUUAGUGUUGAGCACAUGUGUCAACACAUCUGAUAGAAAAUAUACAUGUGUCAACAUACCUGAGUGCGAAACACAUGUAUCAACAGACCUUAGUGUUCAACACCUACGUACAAUAACACCUCAUUUCUUACCAAUAAGUCAUAAUUAUUGUAACUUAAUAACAGAACCAUGAAGAGUGACAGUAUCCCUGUUCUGAAUUGAUUGAAAGGAACUUAGAUCAGAACAAACUUGAGUGGGUUUUUUGCAAAUUCAUAAAAAUGUUGAGGAAAAUAUUAUUAUGCAUAUUUUCAUAAGGAGAGAAAAGAUCUGGUAUACAUUCAGUCUGACCUCAGCUUACCUAUUCCUUAACCUCUGUAUGGAUACAUUCAGACUGAUAGAAAACAAUUAAAAAACCUUAUGCUGCAGUAUUUAGAAGUGGACCAAGGAUUUUGACAGAAAUAUGAGUUUGAUAAAUUGAAUUGAUAAAUUGUACUUCGUAUAUCUGAAUCAGUUGUAAUUUUAUUAUGUACAGGAUAUGUCGAUCUCUACAUUUUUUAGAUUUGAUAAGAGAUAGGCCACUGAAAUAGGCACUUUACAGAACUGAACUUAUCAGUAUUAUGUAAUAAUUAUUGAAUUAUGGCAGUCAUCUUGAUAAGACUGAGUACUCGAUUGUACACAGGAUUGGACCUGGCCCUAUUGUCCAGGGCAAGUGAAAGUGCUGAUCGGCCAAUUGUAUGACCUACCCAAUGGUAGGAUUUGUCCAUUAAGUGAGAUUUCGAUAUACCUGAAUGUUACAUUUUACAGUCAAGACAUCAAGCAAUGGCUAACAUAGAAAAAUAGAGGCAAUAAUAUUAAUUCCAUUUUGCUGGAUGUGAAAAUGCCUAUAAAAGUGACAUUCGGAAUUUUAGGCUAGAAAAAAUUGGUUUGGGCAUUGUUUUAUGUGCCUACCCGAUAGGACAAGUGAAAUUUAGAAAACUUGUCUAACCCUGGUACAGUGACCACAAAGGGAAAUGUUUACACAGAUGUAGUAAAGUGAUAGGGAGAAUGAUUUUUAUGUAGCAUCCAAAUUGGUUUAUAGUUUAUUGUUGAGAGGAGGAAGUAGAUGGCAGAAGAUAGAACAAAAUCUUUGCUGCAGUGAUUUUAAGUUUGAUGUUGAGAGGCUACAAUUUUGGUGUCCCAAUGACAUCACUCUGAAAAACUUGAUGAAAUUUUUUUGAAUGAUCACACAAUUGAAUGUGAUAUUCAUUUAUUCAAAUUGGAACUUCAGAGAUAAUUUUCUCAUCUUAAUGAUAAUGCAAACUUUUUAAUAUGACAAAAUGCUGUAAUAAGAUUGUGUGACUUAGUUUGAGAAAUGUGAGACUUGAUGCAUAUGUAUAGUUCAUAGAGAACGAUGUACACACUGUAUAUUAGGCUCAGAUACUUGUAUAGGCCCUUGUACAGAUAGAUGGUAGGAGUUCUGCAUUUUGUAGUGACCAAAACAUUGACAGUUUUACAGUAUCAGACUCUUGUAUAGUAACUGUUGUAGUCUGGUAAAAAGUCGAACUAUUACCGUAAUGUCAGACUCAAAUGGAAAAUUUGAUGGCAUGGAACUUUCUUUUUUCUUUUCAAGUUUUUAGUUUGUUUACAAAUACUUCAGUUAAAUCAUACCCAAAUGGAUAGAGUUAUGUUGUGUUUAGAAUGUGAGAACAACUUGCUUUGACAGUUGGAGGCUGUGAUAGGGGUUUCAGGUAUAAGGACUCCCCAUUAACAGCCUCACAACAACUACUUGUAAAGCUCUAAGAAUUGUUCUUAAUUACAAACAGCAUACAAUUUAUUUAGGUUUUGAACUGAAACAGUUUGACACUUGGGUAGCAACCCCUUCUCAUGUUAAGUGGUUCAUUUCUUUCUAUGUUUUCUUUUUGGUCACAACAUUAUAGAGGAACUGUGAUAUUGUGAUAUUAUUAUCAAGUCAAGAUUAGAGAAGAACGUGUGCAAUGACAUGAACAAGUUAAAAAAAAACCUUGUCAGUUGUAACGUUUAAAAAUACACAAUUUUACCGAUGGCAUAUUCUGGUUGUGUGAGUGCACGUAUAUACCAGGGUAUACAAAAUAAAUUUUAGAGUAAUAUUUAAAGAAGCCUUCAAUAGUAUGUACAUGUAGCGAGGUACUGAUAUAUCUUAUUUUUUUCUUCUUUUUUUUGCGGAGGGGUCAUUUGUGUCAUAUAUGUUCUAUGAUGAAAGGUUAUGAUAUUUGCUUCAAUUAGACUUCAUAGCAAACUUUUUAAACUUUAAAGCUGCAAUUUGUAAGGAGAAUUAUCGAUGCAAUAUUUUAGAACAGUUUUGCAGACAAGCCAGACUCAAAAUACGAGAAACUUAUUAAAACAUUUAGUACUUAGUUUCUUUUCAGGAGUUGUGUACUACCAUUCCUUCUCUGACUUAGCUCUUUUGAGAGUUUCCUGUAGCAUAGAUAUUAACCAAGCACUACCUGUAUUAUUGAUGUAAAUUUAAAUCAUUUUAGGAAUUGAGAUGUGUAAUUUAUUGGAAAUAAGUAUGCUCAAUUAAAGUUCAGUCUUGC